Molecule: messenger RNA, 2291 nt
Organism: Tachysurus vachellii
Lineage: Eukaryota; Metazoa; Chordata; Actinopteri; Siluriformes; Bagridae
Gene: gabra4
Product: gamma-aminobutyric acid type A receptor subunit alpha4
Exons: 9
Coding region: 297-1973 (558 amino acids)
Biological process (GO): nervous system process; gamma-aminobutyric acid signaling pathway; signal transduction
Cellular component (GO): synapse; postsynapse; neuron projection
Molecular function (GO): GABA-A receptor activity; GABA-gated chloride ion channel activity; inhibitory extracellular ligand-gated monoatomic ion channel activity
Source: RefSeq, a predicted model, not a curated record
ACUGUGCGCUUGAAGCGCUGCAGACUCACAGCCCAGGUUUAAGCGCUGAGAAUCUUGCACUGCAACAUCUCCGUUCGCUAUGAGGAUGUUUUUACACACUGUCAGAGCUUUACCUUUGGAUAUAUACCUCGCGUGAAGAUAUGGGACUUUAGACGGAUUUUUUUGCUUGAUUUUUGUAUCACUGGUGUUUUGGGGUGAUGGUAUUAGAGCAUUUGGCGCGGAUGCGCUCUUUUUCUCGCCUGCUACCUUUCCCUGGGACAAGACGUUUGGAAAUGUGAAGGAGCUUGAAGUAUGGCAUGCAAAAGAUGGUCUUGGCCAAGAAGGAGACGGUGAUUGCAAUGUGCCCCACUUACAUUUCCACACUCUUCUACUUUCUGUGCGUUACGGCUUGCAUUAAGAAAAUCUCAGGUCAGGUAAAGAAGGAUGAGAAGUUAUACCCCGAAAAUUUCACCCAGAUCUUAGACCGACUUCUGGAGGGUUAUGACAACAGACUGCGCCCUGGAUUCGGCGGUCCAGUGACUGAGGUAAAGACUGAUAUCUACGUCACUAGUUUUGGCCCAGUAUCUGAUGUGGAAAUGGAGUACACAAUAGAUGUGUUUUUCCGACAGACGUGGGAGGACCGGAGGCUAAGGUAUGAGGGACCAAUUGAGAUUUUGCGACUAAAUAACCUGAUGGUGACCAAAGUGUGGACUCCUGACACCUUCUUCAGGAAUGGGAAAAGAUCUGUGGCUCACAAUAUAACUGCCCCGAACAAACUCUUCCGCAUAAUGAAAAAUGGCACAAUCCUUUACACCAUGAGGCUGACAAUCAUUGCAGAGUGUCCAAUGAAGCUAGUGGAUUUUCCUAUGGAUGGCCAUUCCUGUCCACUUAAGUUUGGCAGCUAUGCUUACCCAAUGACUGAGAUGAUCUACACAUGGACCAAACACUCUGUGGAAGUUCCUAGUGAGUCGUCCAGCCUUGUUCAGUAUGAUCUGAUUGGACAUACUGUCUCCAGUGAAACCGUCAAAUCUAUUACAGGUGAAUACGUGGUGAUGACUGUCUAUUUCCACUUGAAACGGAAAAUGGGCUACUUCAUGAUUCAGACGUACAUCCCAUGCAUCAUGACAGUAAUCCUUUCCCAAGUGUCCUUCUGGAUAAAUAAAGAAUCUGUGCCUGCCAGAACUGUCUUCGGUAUCACCACCGUCCUCACCAUGACCACUCUGAGCAUCAGCGCACGUCACUCUCUACCUAAGGUCUCCUAUGCGACAGCCAUGGACUGGUUUAUUGCCGUGUGUUUUGCCUUUGUGUUUUCGGCCCUCAUCGAGUUCGCUGCUGUAAACUAUUUCACCAACGUGCAAGCAGAACGAGCGAAGAAGAAAGCAGCCAAGAAUGCGGCCGCAGCAGCUGCCAAGAGCACCACUUCAUCAGGCAAAGGCAAAGACACUGAGGAGAUCCUACAGCAAAACUCAGACACUAAUGGCAACCUACGCAAACGUGUAAACUCCACGACUCAGUCUCAGCCUGACCCUAAGGGCAGCCAAAGAAAUGAAACCUGCAGCAGAAGCUCUAUGACCGCAUCCAAAGAGGUCCAGACAAGCCAGCUAUCAUCCAGCUCAAGCACAACAAGCAGCUCCUCAGGCCAAAUACAACUCCAUCCCAAAUCCUUCACCGAAUCCAAAGCACACAUUCCAGCUUCAGCUUCCAUAACCACGCCCCCACUUCCGCCUAUGACGCCAACAGUCCCUGAGCGCUCGUCAACCAACACACCCACCGGCUCUGGCUCUCUACAUCAUCUUCUAGCUCCGAAGUUGGAGAAUAUGCAGAAAACAGAUUCAAAGGCUCCAUCCAGUGCUCCACCAGCAGCUUUUAUGGGCGGAGCCAGCAAGAUUGAUAAGUAUGCACGCAUCCUUUUCCCUGUGUCCUUUGGGGCAUUUAACAUGGUGUACUGGGUGGUAUACUUAUCCAAAGAAACCAUGGAAGCAAGAGGAGCCUAAUCACUGAAUUUUCAGAUUUUGAUAAUUUCUUAAAUCCAAACAGCAGAUAAAGGGUGCAACAUCCCUCCAAGGAUCAAGCAAAUUCAACACAAUUUCUAGAAUCUUCUUUAAAUCAAUGGACAAACAAAACAGAAUGGACAAGCACCUCAGAAGAUCAUCGGGGUAACAUAAUUCCAAAAUCUUUUAGAGGUUGUCAUUGAGUCUUUUUACAGAAUGAGCAUGUGGAUAUAUGUAAAAAAAAAAAAUAAUAAUAAUAAUAAUAAUAAUAAUAAAAAAAAAUUUAGAUUUACUAACCCAUUUAAAACUGGUCAUAAAAUG